CACGCACUAAGAUGUUCAUUCCUCUGCUGCGAAUAGACUUGAUAGAAAAUCGGAAAAAGAGAGAGAGAGAGACGAGUUCUCCGAUCAACAACGCCAGCAAAAUGGAGAUGGAAACAGAAGUCUCUGCAGAGAAGAAGGAGAAAGUGGUGCUUCUGGUUGGUCCGCCAGGAAGCGGCAAAUCGACGUUCUGUGAGUCCGUAAUGAAAUCAUCUCACCGCCCUUGGUCUCGCAUCUGUCAGGACAUUAUUAACAAUGGCAAAGCUGGAAGCAAAGCUCAGUGCCUAAAGAUGGCUAUAGAAUCCCUCAAGGAAGGGAAGAGCGUCUUUAUUGACAGAUGCAAUCUUGACAGGGAACAGCGCUCCGAGUUUAUUAAGCUCGGUGGUCCCCAUGUUGAAGUCCAUGCACUGGUUCUCGAACUUUCUGCUCAGGUUUGUAUAUCUAGAUCAGUCAAAAGAAGUGGCCAUGAGGGUAAUCUCCAAGGCGGAAGAGCUGCAGCUGUUGUGAACAAGAUGCUUCGGAGUAAGGAACUUCCCAAACUGAAUGAAGGGUUUUCUCGGAUUCUGUUUUGUUACAACGACGCAGAUGUUGAGACUGCUGUUAAAACAUACACCAUGCUUGGUCCAAUGGAUACUCUUCCUUCCGGCUCUUUUGGCCUAAAGAAUCCUGACACCAAAAGCCAACCGGGUAUUAUGAACUUCUUUAAGAAAGUCAGUGCGGUUCCUGCUGCUUCAUCUUCUUCUAAUGAAGCUACAACUCCCAAAGCUAAUGAUAAGAUAGAAAUUGUCAGAGUUUCCCCAGCUAAGCUUGUUGUACCUACAUUGGCAUUCCCUUCAAUUUCGACUGCAGAUUUCCAGUUUGAUCUUGACAAGGCAUCUGACAUCAUUGUCGAGACAGCAGAGGCAUUCCUGCCAAAACUCGGGUCUGCACGGCUUGUCCUGGUUGACUUGAGCCAUGGGUCGAAGAUUCUGUCUUUGGUCAAGGCUAAGGCUUCUCGGAAGAACAUUGAUUCCGGAAGGUUUUUCACAUUUGUUGGAGACAUAACUAAGCUUCAUUCCCAAGGCGGUCUGCACUGCAAUGUUAUAGCUAAUGCUGCUAACUGGCGGCUUAAAUCUGGAGGUGGAGGCGUGAAUGCGGCGAUAUUCAAAGCUGCUGGUUCAGAUCUCGAGGCUGCCACAAGAGCACGAGCAAACACUCUUCUACCCGGAAAAGCCGUGGUAGUUCCUCUUCCUUCUACUUGCCCGCUACAUAACGCUGAAGGAAUUACGCAUGUGAUACAUGUCCUAGGACCAAACAUGAAUCCGAACAGACCAGACUGCCUUAACAACGACUACACCAAGGGCUGCAAAAUUCUCCGGGAGGCGUACACAUCUCUCUUUGAAGGUUUUUUGUCGACAGUACAGGAUCAAUCAAAGUUGCCUAAACGAAACAAUCAAGCAACUGUGUCAGAUUCUGGUGAGGAAGAUUCCGAGAGGAACAAAAAGUACAAGGGGACCAUAGCUAGUAAUAUAAAAUCUGGGUCUGUGGAUGACAGUGGAAAGAAGACGAGUAAAGGAUGGAGCUCAUGGGCAUUGGCACUCCACAUCAUCGCGAUGCACCCAGAGAAACACCUGAAUAUCGUGCUAGAAUCUUCAGACCACAUUGUUGUGAUAAACGACCAAUACCCAAAGGCGCGGAAACACGUGCUAGUACUGGCGAGGGAGGAGAGUGUAGAUGGGCUUGAAGACGUUGGCAGAGAAAAUAUUCAACUUCUUGAGGAAAUGCAAAAUGUUGGUUUGAAAUGGGUUCAGAGAUUCCAGGACGAGGAUCCUUCUCUUAUCUUCCGCCUUGGUUAUCACUCGGUUCCUUCAAUGCGACAGCUACAUCUACACGUCAUAAGCCAAGACUUUGAAUCCGAUCACUUGAAGAACAAGAAACACUGGAACUCUUUCACAACCUCCUUCUUCCGUGACUCGUUGGAUGUGCUUGAAGAGGUCAAAAGCCAAGGCAAGGCCAAUGUGGAGAGUGAAGCUGUUUUGAGAGGUGAGUUGCGUUGCAAUCGGUGUAGAAGCGCACACCCGACUAUCCCCAGACUCAAAUCGCAUAUCAGAACCUGUCCUUCUCCCUUUCCUCACCAUUUACUCCAAACCAGUCGUCUUUUGGCUCGACCAGACUCUUCAAAUUAAUCCACCGGUUAGAUUUAUAUUUUUGUGGUUUUAAGAAUUUUAGAAACUAGUCAAGUGUCGUAUGUAAUUUUAGUGGAUCGUUAAUAGGGCUGGGCAUUCGGGACCAAUAGGGUUUUGGGGGUUUUGGUUCGGGUUCAAUCGGCUUUUGGAUUUAUGAAUUUUAGUCCCAUUCAGAUAUUUGAAAGUUCGUUUUGGAUUC
Molecule: messenger RNA, 2361 nt
Organism: Brassica oleracea var. oleracea
Lineage: Eukaryota; Viridiplantae; Streptophyta; Magnoliopsida; Brassicales; Brassicaceae
Product: transcription factor bHLH140
Exons: 6
Coding region: 12-2162 (716 amino acids)
Biological process (GO): double-strand break repair; single strand break repair
Cellular component (GO): nucleus
Molecular function (GO): single-strand break-containing DNA binding; single-stranded DNA binding; DNA 5'-adenosine monophosphate hydrolase activity
Source: RefSeq, a predicted model, not a curated record